CGUUACAGCAGCGGUAACGGCAACAGCCGGUUAGGGCUACAGCAGCGGUAACUGGAACUGGAACGGCCGCUUGGCGUUACAGCAGCGGUAGUCAAGUUAUGGCACCGAUAAAUCCGAUGGCCGAUGAGUAGUUAGGCCGAGAGUAAAUAUAAAGCUGAGUGAAUGCACUUCGUCACUUUUGAGUCAGGGAAGACGUCAAGCGUUACAGGCGUGAAAGGAAAAAGAAAGUCUUGAUCACGAUUUUGAUAAUGUAAGUAAGUUCGUUCGGUGUCUUCGAAUCAUGUGCUUUUUUGAGACAAGGCGGGCGUUCGGCCGGCGCCAUAGGCGGCGCUGACUACAGCGCCGACAGGUGCCACCACCCACCACCACCGCCACGGUCCUCCCGUGUACGCACUACACAGUUACCACGUGCUCUUCACCUGUUUAUUGUGUUUUUGUUGCUUUUUGUGUGGUUUGUGGUUAAGGUGUCGUGAUGAAACUUGGCGACAGGUUCCGAACGUUUGAGGAGCUGGAAGAACGUAUUAAGUCCUAUUGCAAGGAAUCGUUUACCCAGCUGUAUACGCGGAGCUCCGUGUCAGUUGUGACGGCCCGUAGGACGAAAGGUCUCAAGCGUCAUGUCAACGAAAACAUCUCCGUGUACGAAAUAAAGUACUGCUGCAUACACGGUGGCAGGACGCACAAAAACCGUGGAAAGGGAGUUCGGAAGACAAGCACAUAUGUCAAGGACUGCCCGUUCCGGAUUGACUGUCGCGUGUCGACUGACGGAGAGUCUAUAGAGGUUGUGGACAUGGCAGAUGAGCAUAGCAAACACGAUAUGUCAGAGGAGAUGUUUUUGCACCUCCCCCACAAUCGAAAGCUCACCAUCGAGGCGCAAAAGGACACCAAAAGGCUCCUUCAGCUGGGCUGCAACAAGAAGCGUGUUGCACGGGCCCUUCAAGAGCAGACAGGCCAGAUAGUACUUUCAAAGGAUUUAUCCAAUAUAGUGACAAUGAACAAGGACCCAAAGAGACACGACCUGAAGACGACUGUGGACUACCUUCAAUCCACAUACAGGUCUGACUGCCAUGUCUUAACAAGCAGUGGAGAGUUCCGAGGGCUGCUGAUCUGUACUCAAGAAAUGAAGCAAUCAAUGCGCCGCUACCCAGAGUACAUUGGAAUUGAUGGAACUUACAAGCUUCUUGACAUUCGGACGCCUGUAUUCGUAAUCCACAACGUUGAUGGGAAUGGAAGUACAGAGACAGUAUGCAUCGCCCUGGUCGUGCACGAAGAUGCUGAGACGCUAGACUGGCUGCUGUCCAAGUUCAAGGAACUCCACCCAGCUGCAUCACAAAUUGGUUGUGUUAUGGCCGAUAAAGACUUGUUGGAGCGUCAGCUACUUAAAGAGCACUUCCCUGAGGCUAACAUCCUAGUGUGCGCUUACCAUACGCUGCGGACCUUCAACCGGGAGAUCACUACACAAAAGAUGAAUAUUUCCAGUAAUUUAAGAGAGAAGAUUUUGCAGGUGUUGCAGGGUAUGGUUAUGGCAAGAGCCGAAGAGAAGUUCGAUGAACUUGAAGGAAAGCUGUAUGAACUUGCACCACCUAACGUGAUCCAAUACUACGAGAAGAACUGGAAGACAACUAAGUAUGAGUGGUAUACGGGACCCCAGUUCAUGGAAGGAUCAUUUAGCAAUACCACAAACAACAGGCUCGAACGAUUUAAUGGGCAGCUGAAAAAUAUAAUGGGGACCAAGAACUCCUUAAAGGACUUCUUCAUUCAGCUCUUCAAUUUGCUGGGCGUGCUGAGAGAAGAGCACAGGCAUAGCUACUACUAUGCACUCUCGAAGACUCCAACUGACUUCGCUGAUUGGGAUGCCCCUCUUCAGCUAUACUAUAGCAGGCUGACGCCCUACGCGUUUCGACAUGUGCAGAAGCAGUACGAACUCUCCAAGCUUGUGCGACUACCAGAAGCAGUUGAUGGUACUACAUACAUCUACAGAAGUAGUGCAGGUUCAACUCUCACUGUCACAUGUGAGGAAUGCCAGUGCACAGAGUUCCUCUCUAUGCACCUUCCCUGUCGUCACAUUUUUGCGGUGCGGCGUGAACAGACCAUGAACCCAUUUUCCGAACACAUCGUGGACAAGAGGUGGACCCGACAGUACUACAACGAAGAGUUUAGGCAACCUGGUCAGGCAUCGACCCAAACUGAAGAAACAGGAAUCCCAGCAGUCACAUGCUCGGAAAUUGUGUCAAGGAAACGACCAAUGGCACAGCACGAAAAGUAUCGCAGGACUUUUCCAUACUGCAAGCGCCUUGCUGAACUGGCCUCCGAAGAAACUGGGCAGAAUUUCCUGGAUCGUCUUUCCUUGCUUGUGUCCAUAAUUAAUGCAUGGGAAAGAGGACACACAGUGAGUCUACCAGUUCAGCCAGAGAAUGUGGAUGAACGUAUACCAGAAGCAUCACACAGGUAUCUCACCCUCAUGGAAGUACCCAGCAUGUCUAAAUGGUGUGUGCCAUGGAGGACAUUUAGCAUCCUACUCAACUUCAAAUAUACGUGCACGCUGCAGUCUUUAUCAGCAACAUGCCUUCUAGUGUAUCAGCAAUAUGCCUUCUACUACAUCAUUCCUCAUCCGUGCUAAAAGUGCCAUGCAGCAUUGUUACAGAAGAACCACUCUCUACAGCAACCGCCUCCCCUCCUCAAGCAACUGCCUCCUCCCUGACACCGUUCCUUCAUGC
Ornithodoros turicata is the source of this 2714-nucleotide messenger RNA. RefSeq lists its product as uncharacterized. The transcript is spliced from 5 exons. Bases 473 to 2617 code for a protein of 714 amino acids. Lineage: Eukaryota; Metazoa; Arthropoda; Arachnida; Ixodida; Argasidae. Gene Ontology annotation, molecular function: zinc ion binding. The record is from RefSeq and is a predicted model, not a curated record.